AUCCUUUGCCUUCCGGUAUGUGGCCCCGUCUGGCUAGUCCCGUCUAGCGCGCCCAUUUCGAGCCCAAGUUUCCAGCUCGGGUUUCCGGGUUCAGGAGUUUCCAGGAGUGGGUUCUUCGGCAGCGGCUGUGGGAGCAGGAAUGGCGCAGCUAGAGGGUUACUAUUUCUCGGCUGCCUUGAGCUGUACCUUUUUAGUGUCUUGCCUCCUCUUCUCCGCCUUCAGCCGGGCGCUGCGAGAGCCCUACAUGGAUGAGAUCUUCCACCUGCCUCAGGCGCAACGCUACUGUGAGGGCCAUUUCUCCCUUUCCCAGUGGGAUCCCAUGAUUACUACAUUACCUGGCUUGUACCUGGUGUCAGUUGGAGUGGUCAAACCUGCCAUUUGGAUCUUUGGAUGGUCGGAACAUGUUGUCUGCUCCAUUGGGAUGCUCAGAUUUGUUAAUCUUCUCUUCAGUGUUGGCAACUUCUAUUUACUAUAUUUGCUUUUCCGCAAGGUACAACCCAGAAACAAGGCUGCCUCAAGUAUCCAGAGAGUCUUGUCAACAUUAACACUAGCAGUAUUUCCAACACUUUAUUUUUUUAACUUCCUUUAUUAUACAGAAGCAGGAUCUAUGUUUUUUACUCUUUUUGCGUAUUUGAUGUGUCUUUAUGGAAAUCAUAAAACUUCAGCGUUCCUUGGAUUUUGUGGCUUCAUGUUUCGGCAAACGAAUAUCAUCUGGGCUGUCUUCUGUGCAGGAAAUGUCAUUGCACAAAAGUUAACUGAGGCUUGGAAAACUGAGCUACAAAAGAAGGAAGACAGACUUCCACCUAUUAAAGGACCAUUUGCAACAUUCAGAAAAAUUCUUCAGUUUCUUUUGGCUUAUUCCAUGUCCUUUAAAAACUUGAGUGUGCUUUUCCGUCUGACUUGGCCCUACAUCCUUCUGGGAUUUCUGUUUUGUGCUUUUGUAGUAGUUAAUGGUGGAAUUGUUAUUGGCGAUCGGAGUAGUCAUGAAGCCUGUCUUCAUUUUCCUCAACUAUUCUACUUUUUUUCAUUUACUCUCUUCUUUUCCUUUCCUCAUCUCCUGUCUCCUGGCAAAAUUAAGACAUUUCUUUCCUUAGUUUGGAAACGCAGAAUUCUGUUUUUUGUGGUUACCUUAGUCUCUGUGUUUUUAGUUUGGAAAUUCACUUAUGCUCAUAAAUACUUGCUAGCAGACAAUAGACAUUAUACUUUCUAUGUGUGGAAAAGAGUUUUUCAAAGAUACGAAAUUGUGAAAUAUUUGUUAGUUCCAGCCUAUAUAUUUGCUUUGGAGUAUAGCGGUUGGAGUAUAGCUGACUCAUUGAAAUCAAAGUCAGUUUUUUGGAAUUUAAUGUUUUUCAUAUGCUUGUUCGUUGUUAUAGUUCCUCAGAAACUGCUGGAAUUUCGUUACUUCAUUUUACCUUAUGUCAUUUAUAGGCUUAACAUACCUCUGCCUCCCACAUCCAGACUCGUUUGUGAACUGAGUUGCUAUGCAAUUGUUAAUUUCAUAACUUUUUACCUCUUUCUGAACAAGACUUUUCAGUGGCCAAACAGUCAGGACAUUCAAAGGUUUAUGUGGUAAUAUCAGUGAUAUUUUGAACUGUAAAAAUGGACUUAAUAAUUAGACCAUUUCUACAAAGAACAACUGAAUAGGUAGAAAUCAUGGAAUUUCUUUUAGGAGCAGUGGUGGUCCUCAAAUUACAUUAGUUUUUUAUAUAUAUAUAUAAAACAUAUGUAAGAAAUCAAGUGGCAAAGAACUGAGAAAGCUUAAGACCUGCUUCAAAAGCCUGAAUAAUGGGAAAAUUGUUUUCAGAUAUUUCAUAUUGCUCUCAUAAUGUUGGCCCCUCAAGAAGCUUGGGAAUGUUUUGUAUGUACAAGUUUAUUAAAACUGGGUAUACUUCAUAUUACUGGAACUAAUUUAUUCUCUUCAGAGAGAAAUAUUAGGUUAGUACAAGAGUAAUUGUGGUUUUGCCAUUACUUUCAGUGGCAAAAACCACGAUUACUUUUGCACCAACCUAAUAACAAUGUAUUAGCAAAUAUUUACAAAUGGUAAGGUGAUAUUCUUGAUUGAAAAGUUGCUUAACAAAUUCAGUAAAUAUAAUUUUAAUUCUAAGUCAAAAUAGAAAUGCAUAAAUAGUAAAUGAUAAAGUAAAGACUCAUAUAUGUCUGUCUAGGCAUGAAAUUGUUGGUUAUUGUUUACAAUCUAGAAAUGAUGAAGCUCUUUCACUGAUUCCUAAUAUGAAAUGUAUGAUGGCCAAAGACAAAUUUUGUUGAUUAUAAUCCUUUAAAAGAGGGAUUUCCUUUCUGAAAUACAUAUUGUAUUAGCUUCCCAGGGCUGCCAUAACAAACGACCACAAACUUGAUUGCUUACAACAAUUUUCCUCACAGUCUGGAGGCCAGAAAUCUAAAAUCAAAGUGUCAGCAGAGUUGGUUCCUUCUGGAGGCUCUAAGGAAGACUCCGUUCCAUGUCUGUUUCCUAAUAUCUUGUGGCUGUCUGAAAUUCUUGGAGUUCUUUGGCUUAUAGACAAAUCUUAUCCAAGUAUUGCAGACAGCAGUCUUCACUCCAGUCUGCCUCUGUGCUCACACAGCCUUUCCCUCUGUUUUCUCUUCAUUACCUUUUGAGGACAGUGUCUUUGAAUGUAGGGCCCACCCUGAUCUACAAUGAUUGUGUCUGGAGCCCCUUAAUUAUGUUUACAAAGACCCAUGUUCCAAGUAAGUUCUUAUUCACAUGUUCUGAGUGGACAUGUCUCUUCCUGGGAUACUUUUCAGUCCAUGACAGUUACCAAAGGACAUUUUAGGAUAAUCCUCAUAAUGAUUGUUAGGAGACUACCUUUUUAAAUUUUUUUUUUGUUAUAUAUCAAAUUAUGGUUGUAUACACUUAUGAGGCACAAAGUGGCGUUAUGAUGUUUGAAUAUAAUGUGGGAUGAGUAAAUAAAGCUAAUAUUUGACAUGUGAUGAAAACAUUUGAAAUUUACUCUCAACAGUAUUGAAAUGUACAGUGCUUAAUUAUUAGCUGUAUUCACCGUGUUGUAUAAUAGAUCUUAAAAAAGUCAAACAUAUUCCUUCU
Messenger RNA from Mandrillus leucophaeus (drill), 3058 nucleotides. RefSeq names its product dol-P-Glc:Glc(2)Man(9)GlcNAc(2)-PP-Dol alpha-1,2-glucosyltransferase-like. Gene Ontology annotation, biological process: dolichol-linked oligosaccharide biosynthetic process; protein N-linked glycosylation. Gene Ontology annotation, cellular component: endoplasmic reticulum. NCBI's taxonomy places the organism in Eukaryota, Metazoa, Chordata, Mammalia, Primates, Cercopithecidae. Gene Ontology annotation, molecular function: dolichyl pyrophosphate Glc2Man9GlcNAc2 alpha-1,2-glucosyltransferase activity. The record is from RefSeq and is a predicted model, not a curated record.